AUGCCGACCAAUGAGUCCAUGACGGUGUCGUACAUCGAGCGGUCUGCGCCGAGCACGCGCAAUGCCAAAGUCCAGGCCUUCAACCGCGGCAAAGAAGCUGCGUAUGCCGACGCGCUGGAGUUCUGCCGCCAGGGUCUGGGAAAUCUCGGCGAGGAGAUUCUGCUCAGCGUGCGCGCCCAGAUGCAAUCAACGGCCGAACGGAUCAGGAUGGAGGUGACGGAGACGGUGGAGUCGAACCAGCUCAAUGUCUCUUCGCAGCUGGAGCUGUUGCACACCCGGGUGCAAAGCCUCGCCAACAGUGAGCAUUCGAAGCAGGCGCAGUCUCAUGAAAGUCGGAGCGUCCAUCAAAACGAGGCGAGUCGCAUGCUCGUCAUGCGUCGCGAGGAGCAGAUCGUGCAGAUCCAUGAGCAGCUGUCGCGGAUGCUGGAGCACAUCAGCAAGAUCCAGAAGAAAAGCGACAUGGACCUCUGCAUGGAACACCUGGCGGGGAAGAUCGAUGUUCAGAAGAUGCUGGACGUGCAGACCAUGAACCUCAUGCAAAACAUCCAAAAGCUGCAGCUGGGCGCCCCCGACCUCUCCAUGACCCUCCAGGAGCUCCAAGCGACCGGUCCGCCUCAAGACUUGGAUUUCUCCCCGGUCAUUUCCGAGAUCCGGCGGGCCCAUGUCAUGAUCGAGGAAGACAUGCAGACCAUGAUGCGGGAGAUUGCCAAGAUUCAGCAGCAUCUGCAGUUGGACUUCUUGCCGAUAGGUCCGAGCGCUUGCGAAGCCACGCCGCGCUCGGUAGUGGAAUCAGAGGCCACGAUUGAGUCUGUGGUUGUCCAGCCCAAAGCCGUUUCCUUCGCGGAGGCAGAAGAGGAGCCGACUUCCGACGACGGCCGAUGUGACACCGUUACAUCCGAGAUGGACGUGAUGAAGUUUUCCCACAUGGCAUCCAAGGUGAAGAAGCUGAAGCGCGUUCGAGAGAUGGGGGCCCAGACGGAGCAGGCCUAUCGCGACACGCACGCGCAGACAGACGCAGAUUUUCACAAGCCUCAUCAGCACAAGAAGCAUCGGCCAUCCGCCGAGCCCAAGAAGAACGCCAAGCCUUUGGUGCCGGCGCGGCCUGGUGGCUUGCAGGACCAGGACGCCUUCAAAGAGAAAGCGCGGCGUGCGCUUCUGAAGCCGCAGUACAACGUGUUGGACUACUACCACACCACAGGCAUCUGCCAAAGAAUCGCACGAAGCAUGUGGUUCGACAACUUGACCGUUGCCAUCGUAGGGUUGAAUGCGAUUUGGAUCUCGAUUGACAUCGACUACAAUCAAAGCAUCCUCCUCAUGGAGGCAGACGCGAUCUUCCAAGUGGUCGAGAAUACCUUCUGCACAUACUUCUUCUUUGAAAUCUCCAUUCGUUUUGGUGCCUUCGCGAAGAAACGCCAAGCCUUCCUGGACCCGUGGUUCCUUUUCGACCUGUUGCUGGUUACCAACAUGGUGGCAGAGACCUGGCUGGUGCCAAUCGUCAUUGCAAUUGUGGGCUCCGGCGCCGACGUGUUGAACGUGUCCUUCUUGCGGAUGAUGAGAAUGGUCAAGCUCCUGCGGCUGUCGCGAGUGACGAGGUUCAUCCGAGCAGUUCCCGAGCUCAUCAUCAUCGUGAAGGCCAUGGGUUUCGCCGCACGGUCGGUGAUGGUGUUCUUCUUCGUUUGGUUGGUCAUCAUUUACGUCUACGCCGUGGUACUUCGACAAGCGACAGAUGGAUCAGAGGUGGGGGACUUGCUCUUCCCAACGGUUCCCGACGCGAUGAACUCCCUUCUUCUGGAUGGGCUCCUGGCGGACUACUCCCCCUUCAUGAAGUCCCUGGGUUCGGCGGGCGCGCUCCUGUACAUAGUGGGCCUGACCUACAUUCUUCUGGUCGCCGUCACCGUGAUGUACAUGCUGGUGGGUUGCUUGGUUGAGGCGGUUGGGGCCAUCGCCAGCUCCCAGAAAGAAGGCUUGGUCGUGAGCUAUGUGGCAGGGAGCAUCCGCAACAAGAUGGAGCAGAUUGGCCACAAUCCGGAGGCACCGAUCUCUCAGCAGGACUUCCAGAACUACCUGACAGACUCCGAGGUGGCAGGCAUUCUGCAAAGCGUGAAGGUGGACGUGGUGGUCCUGGCGGACAUGUUGGAGAUGUUCUACGAGGAUCUGGAGCGCACUGGCGAUGUCAUGACGUUUGAGAAGAUGAUCGAGCUCAUGUUGAAUGGGCGUGGCUCCAACACAGCCACUGUCAGGGACACCAAGGAGCUGCUGCGGAUGAUCAAGUCGGCGAUCCGAGUGCAGACCGCCGAGACCACGAAGAAGCUGGCCGAGGAGCUUUCUUCCGUCCAGCAGACCAUCAAUGCCAUGCGGGAAGAGGCCAUGUUCGACGACAGCGAUUCCAGCUUCCUGGUAAUCUAG
This is a messenger RNA of Symbiodinium natans, 2406 nucleotides long. The record is from the annotation of a GenBank genome assembly. NCBI's taxonomy places the organism in Eukaryota, Dinophyceae, Suessiales, Symbiodiniaceae.